This is a messenger RNA of Larimichthys crocea (large yellow croaker), 5355 nucleotides long. It is a transcript of the gene fbxo38, whose product is annotated as F-box protein 38. The transcript is spliced from 21 exons. Gene Ontology annotation, molecular function: protein binding. The coding region runs from base 229 to 3822 and encodes 1197 amino acids. The record is from RefSeq and is a predicted model, not a curated record. Gene Ontology annotation, cellular component: nucleus; cytoplasm. NCBI's taxonomy places the organism in Eukaryota, Metazoa, Chordata, Actinopteri, Sciaenidae. Gene Ontology annotation, biological process: protein K48-linked ubiquitination; SCF-dependent proteasomal ubiquitin-dependent protein catabolic process.
GGAUGCGGACUGCCGUUAAACAGCUAAGCAGAAGAAGCAGCAGAAGGUGGAGGUGAAGUGAUAAAGCGCAGCUCUGUGUUCAUCCUCUCUGUGUCAGGAUGGCUGAGCAGGCUCGCUGCGGCGGGUCGGACCGGAGCACCGCGAACUAGGUUCAUGCUUUGGAAAGUCUCCAGGCUGCAGGAGGGAGGAUAGUGUGUAUGUAUAAGCCUGAGGAGUGACGCACAAGCGAUGGGUCCUCGAAGGAAGGCCUCUAAACUCCAGCCUGUAGGGAGCAGCAGCGGAGGGGAACUGAUACUGAGACCCAGUGAGCCCAAAGACUACAUCAAUGAGCUGUCCCAUGAAGUCCUGUGUCAUAUUUUCAGGUACCUUCCCAUGAAGGACAUCAUGUGUAUGGAAUGUCUGUCUAGAAAGCUUCGAGAAGCUGUUACUCUGUACCUGCGAGUAGUCAAGGUAGUGGAUCUAUGUGCUGGUCGCUGGUGGGAGUAUAUGCCUUCAGGCUUCACGGACAGCAGCUUUCUGCUCCUCCUGAAGAAGAUGCCAGAUCUGGAGCAGCUGUAUGGCCUACACCCUCGAAACUUGGAGAGGAGACGAGUCAGAGGCUACGAGGCUUUCAGCAUACCUGGAGUCCUGGAGGCAUUACAAGCCUGUCCCAACCUGCUGGGUGUGGAGACGUCCCAUCUAGAGCUGGUGGAGGCCAUAUGGAACUACAUGCCUCAAGUUCACAUACUGGGAAAGUUCCGCAACCGUAACGGGGCUUUUCCCAUUCCUGCUGAGAACAAACUGACCAUCCCCAUAACUGCAAAGAUCCAAACCCUACAUCUAGUGGGUGUGAAUGUCCCAGAGAUUCCCUGUGUGUCCAUGCUGCGCCACCUUUACCUGAAGUGGGUCCGUCUAACCAAACCACAGCCAUUUAAAGACUUCCUGUGUGUGAGCCUGAGAACCUUUGUCAUGCGGAACUGUGCGGGGCCAACCAACUCGCUCAAAUAUGUUCCUCUAGUUACUGGUUUAGCAUCUGCCCGGAACCUGGAGCAGCUGGAGUUGGUGAGAGUUCCCUUCCUAGGAGGAUUAAUCCAACAUGUGGUGGAGGACAGUUGGAGGUCAGGAGGAUUUCGGAACCUCCACACUAUUGUGUUUGGAGCCUGUAAGAAUGCUCUGGAAGUGGACCUGGGCUACCUCAUCAUUACUGCUGCUCGCAGGCUUCAUGAGCUGCGUAUCCAGCCUUCACUCACUAAAGAUGGAGUCUUCUCAGCUCUCAAAAUGGCUGAACUAGAGUUUCCUCAGUUUGAGACACUUCAUCUGGGAUAUGUGGAUGAGUUCCUGUUGCAAUGUAAGAUGAGUCACUCAGAGCUGGUUAAGUACGGUCUGGCUGAUGUCAUUGAGAACCCAGGCAUCAUCACUGAUAUUGGCAUCAAGGUGGUGAACGAGGUGUUCACUAAUAUCAAAUACCUCCUCAUCUACAACUGUCCUCACCUGCAUAAUCCUCACCACUGGAUCACAGAUCAGUCCAGAUGGAGCCGUCUUGUUGAUCUCACUCUGGUUCGCUGUCAUGCUAUCAAACUGGAAUCCUUCUCCCAGUUCAUAGAGAUACUGCCCAGUCUGGAGUUUAUCUGUCUGGACCAGAUGUUCAGGGAACCACCCAAGGGCUGUGCCAGGGUGGGCCUGAGUGCAGGAACUGGUAUUGGUGUGUCCUCCGCACUGGUCAGCAACCAGAAUUCCAACAAUGACAACGACAACAACAACAACAAUAACCACAACCACCACCACCACAACAAUGAAGCCAACCUGCCUCCUGCUCCUCCACCUGUCAACAACAACAUAAACAACAACCAAAGGCAGCAACAGCCACAGCACAAUGCACAAGUUGAGGUAAAUGGGAUGGAAGAAGAGGAAGAGGGGGAAGAGGAGGUGAUGUUGGAGGAGGGGAACAUGGAGGCUGAGCCGCAGAUAGAGCUAAAAGGAGCAGAAGAAGAAGUGAGUGUGGAAGAAGCUGAUGUAGCUCCAGGGCCCAGUCGUCCAGCUGGGACAGAGCGUCCUGAUGAGGAGCAAGCAGGACCCAGUGGUUUAGUCCAGCAGUGCAGACCAGCUGGGGUCACUGUUGCCAAGCCCUCACUGGUCAUCUCAGACUCAGACAGUGAAGAAGAAGAAGGUCUUGUUUCAAGGCUAAUGCCAGCUUCCUGUUUACAGCAGCCAGCUUCCUGUACAGAAGGUAAAGGAAAGACUCCUCUGCGACGGAGCAACAAUGUAGCUGUAUCAGUUGCUGCCUCAGCAGAUCAGACAAAGGCUCAGAUGUUAGAGAGCAGCUGUGAGAAGAGCUGUCAGGUGACCAGUGAACAGAUCAAGGCGGACAUGAAGGCUGCUGCUGAACACAACAAGAGGAAUAGCAGUAAAGGAAUUACUACUGAGGCUGGCGAUACCACUGCAAGGCCUGGGGCUGACAGUGGGACAGUACAGGGCACUGGGAGUUCUGGGACAGCUGCAAGGACUGGAGUGAAAUCAGCACCUGGUUCUGUGGGCAGGGUUGGACCUGGGGUAGCCACAUCUAGGCAGGUUGGUGGAUGUGGAAGGGUGGUGGCAGGGACCACACACAGAGCAACCACAACCACUGACAGAGCGACAGGAACUGGGAGGACUAAUAAUGGCACAGCGGGCCCCUCUGGAGCACAUACUGGGGGCCAUUGCACAAGAGAGUCUGGGGUGAGGCCAAGCUCCGGACUGUCCAGUGUGGACAGCCAGGAUGCUGCUGUAAACCACACUCCCAGGAGACCUACACUGCUGGAUGGUCAGGGAGAGAUCUCUGCUGAAUCUGCCUCUGUUGUUGGUUCAGGGUCACAGCAGGGUUUUGUUCCUAGACGACCUUUGACCCGAUCUUGUACCCGUAUGUCUUCUGCGUCCCUGGUACUUGAGACAGAUCUUUCAAGAGCCAGGCCUCGAGUAGCAGUGAGGAGGAAACGAAUGGCUGACAAAUCAACAAGCACCUCAGACCCGGUCACUGAGGAUGACCAUGUACAGAUUUUGUCUCUGAAGAGUAAGAACCUGGUGGGCAUCACUCUAACCAACUGUGGAAUCACUGACCUGGUUCUCAAAGAUUGCCCCAAGAUGAUGUUCAUUCAUGCUACCAGAUGUCGAGUAUUGAAGAAACUGCGAGUAGAAAGUGCCCCCAUAGUGAACCGCUUUGAUUAUGCUCAGUGUAAGAAGCUGGACAUGGAACAGGUCCUGGAUCAGAUACUGAGGAUGCCUCCUGAGAGGAACCGCAUCAUCUACAUGCGCCCUAUGCACCAGAUUGACUCAGUUGCAUUGGAACGGCAGCUCUUCCAGGGGCCUUAUCCCUAUCACAUUGCUAUAGUGCAUGAGUUCAGCAACCCUCCAAACAUACGCAAUAAGGUUCGCAUUCGCAGCUGGAUGGACACCAUCGCAAACAUCAGCCAAGAGUUAAUUAAGUAUGAGUUCUUCCCAGAGGCCACCAGGACAGAAGAUGAUGUGAAGAAGUUUCCCAAAUACCCCUGGGGCCGGGAUAUCUAUACACUAGAGGGAGUGGUGGAUGGAGCUCCUUACAGUAUGAUAACAGACUUCCCCUGGUUGAGGACUCUGAGAGCAGCUGAUCCCAACAGCUACGCCCGCUAUGACUUUGAGGAUGAUGAAAGCACCACCAUCUAUGCCCCGCGGCGUAAAGGCCAGCUGUCAGCUGACAUCUGCAUGGAGACCAUCGGGGAGGAGAUCUCUGAGCGACGACAGGGCAAAAGAGGAGUGUUUCAGAGAGUGGUGGUCCUCUUCCUCCAUCACUGUGAUACACCAGGAGAACCUGUGGAUGAUCACUACAUCUAGACACCACAAAAGCAGACAGCAGUCCCGCUGCAGCUCCUGACUGUGACACUUGAUUUUCUUUGGAAAAGGCACAGACGUGUGUAAUCUGUAUGCUGUGGAGGCUGCAGGUCAGAGCUGUGUCCAUACACACUGACGUACACAUGAUCUUUUAGAAGCUUAACACGCUUAAUAACGAAGGAGUAAGUGUAGUAUAAGUUGACUGUGAUAUGGAGGGACACUUCCUAAGAUGAAUGAUCAACGGAAGUGGCCAAAGGAUGUCUUCCAAAGAAUGUACACAUUUGUGAUUUGGUUCAUUUGGACCAGACUGAAGGCUUUGUCACUUCAUCUAUUUCAGUUUCUUAAGGCCUGUGUGAAAGACCAAACACUGAAAUCUAAUUUAUUUGUGUGUUCGGCUUUCAACACGAGGCAGUCAGGAAUAAAGGUGUGUCUGGUGUCCUGUUCCAGAGAAAGGUGGGGCUCUUUCUGCUGUCCUCAGGUGUCUGCACAGUGAUUCAGCUGCUUUUCUUGUCGAACAUGCUCACACCGAGAAUACAUGUAGAGCACCAUCUCUGUUCUGUUGAUUGGUUUUUCAUUAUUCCACAAAAUCGGAUUUUUAAGUUUCCCCUUUCUUUUCUUUUUUUUUAACAGAAUGAAAUUUCAGUUCAUCUUUGCUUAGGUUUAUCUGUUCAGAUUUUUCCCAAUGAUCAAACGUGAUUAUGAUUGGAUGGUUCAGCCCUGGUCACACAUGAUGAACAUCUGAAGCAGCUGCUCUGUGCGCUCCAUCAUUAUCCUCAUCUGUGAUAUUGUUUACAGGUAACCAGUCACAGCCAUGAUGAUUCAUAGUAAAUGUAUGAUGUUGAUAUUUGACAUCUAAACUUCCUGCUUGGUCAUGCUGAUGAGUUCUUUCUUUAUUUCUCCUCAGACUUCUGAAAUCAUUUUAAAAGCAUUUACCAUGUCAUUUACCAGUCAUAUAUACAUUUAUAGAGUAUAUAUCAUGAGGAUAAUGUCACAGACAUUUGUCAAAGUGGACAAAUUAGAACAUUAAACAGACACUUGAGUCUGACUGACUGCUCAGACCACCUCUCCAAUUCUCUUCUUCAAGUCUGUGUGAUGUGAUCGUGGAUAGAAGUCAGAUUGAAGAUUGUGAAAUUGUAAAUGUUUUGACCGAUGGAUGCUGUUUGUUUUUUGUUUUUGUUUUUUUCAUUUGCAGGAUACAAAAUGUGGAUGCCUUUUCCUCUAGCUUCUUAAAGGAGUCAGCAUUUGUUGGCUGAUUAAAGGUCAUGUAUGUGACAGGUGUGUGCUGUAGGACUGCAGAGCACAGACACCAUAACUGACUGUUCCAUGUUCAGGCUGAAUUUAUGUUGAGAACAAUAAACAACAUCAAUGGUGAAUGUUGAAAAAACUGCAGAUUGAGUGGACUGAAUGAGUCCACCCUUGUGUUUGUGUAUUGACAACUGUACAGCUGUCAUGGAUGACGAGACGCUUCCAUGGUGUUUAUAUGUUUAUAAAGACAGAAGACUUAUUUCACAUACUGAAAAAUAAAAGAGAAAAGAA